AUGCCAUUUACUCGGCCCUCUCACAGUUUCCAAAGCCUCUCACGGUCUUCAAUCUCUCACAGUCUUCAACCUCUCACACUUCACAGUCUUCAAACCUCCCACAUCUACACCUUCAUCUCCCCCCUCCCCAUCCCCAUCAUGUCCCCUCCCUGGAAAGUAACCUUCUCCUCCGACUUCUACCUCGCCUCAGGCACCAUAACCGUCGACCUCCCCGCCCGCAAAGUCCUCAUCAUCCACGACCUCACCUCUAAAACCUACUACCUCCCCCGCGGCCGCAAAGACUGGUCCGAACCCCUCGAGGCAACCGCCAUCCGCGAAACCUACGAAGAAGCAGGCUGCACCGCCACCCUCCUCCCCGUCCCCUUAUCAACCCGCUGCACCCCCCCUUUCUCCACCUCCACACACAACCCCCAGCUGCAAAAAGCCCGCUUCGACCCCUCCGGCGACGUCCUCCUCCCCAACACCGCCCGCCUCACCGAGCCCAUCGCCCUAAUGCAGCACCCCCAAAAGAAGAACGGCGCCCUCGCUAUAGUCCUCUGGUAUGUAGCCAUCGGGGACAGCACUCUCCCCCUGGCAAAAGAGACGCAAAUGUCUGAUGAGCAGUUCGAGGCCCUGUGGGUGGGUUUUGAGGAGGGGCCCGGGAUGAUGGUUAAUCAUGCUUGUGAGUUUGAACUUGCACAAUCCCGUAACCACACCACACCACACCACACCACACCACACCACCAAAUGCUGACCAUGGCUGGUGGUGGUCUAGAUGCCCAGGUCCUCCAACGGGGCAUCGACCUCGCCUUGGCAGCCUCCCAGAUGGACGACAUGGACGUUGGGAUGAAUGCUGCGGUGGCUUGCCAAGACCCACCACAAAAAGACUCACAGCUGUCAAGUCCCAAAACCUCCGAGGCAGGUAGCGUGGGGGUUGUGGAAGCAUCCGGGACCGAGGCGCCGCCAUCACGACCGGAGAUGCCUUUAUCGCCACCAAAUAGUUUGUGA
Messenger RNA from Podospora anserina S mat+, 987 nucleotides. RefSeq lists its product as uncharacterized. Gene Ontology annotation, molecular function: hydrolase activity. NCBI's taxonomy places the organism in Eukaryota, Fungi, Ascomycota, Sordariomycetes, Sordariales, Podosporaceae. The record is from RefSeq and is a predicted model, not a curated record. Bases 1 to 987 code for a protein of 328 amino acids. The transcript has a single exon.